AUGGCUUCUGAUGCACUCUCUGGAGCCGCUCGGCAAUCCAACUUCGAGCAGGGCGUCGCGCUCUCCCUCAACCUGUGGCCGGACCUCACCCUCGCCGUGCAGAACCACUGGGGCGGGCCCGACUCGGCUGACAAGCGCGACUGGUUCGCUGGUGCCGUCGUCGACCUGUUCCCCGACCUCGCCAACCCUCCGAAGCCCACAGACAAGCCGCAGAAUGGCGCCACUGAGACCGAGGAGCCGGACGUCGAGUACGUCGAGACGAUGCUGCUGCAGGUCAUGCUGGACGAGUUCGAGGUCAACGUCGACGAUGACUCCGGGUUUGACGUCGCGCAGGAGAUCAUUCGCAUACGCGCGGGGUGCCUCAAGGGCGACUUCGAGGAGGUGGACGCUCUGAGGCGCAAGUACGAGGGUAAGAAGGGCGGCAAGGUCGAUGCCCUGUUCAAGAAGGCAGAAGAUCAAGACAACGAUACGGAUUGGGACACCGAAGACGACGAGGAAGACAGCGACGACGACAUGGACGAUGCCCCGCCCCUGGUUGAGACAAAGAAGGAGAAGCCACCGCCGGAAGUCGACGAAGAUGGAUUCACAAAAGUCACGAGGAAAAGGUGA
Messenger RNA from Phaeoacremonium minimum UCRPA7, 609 nucleotides. RefSeq names its product putative pre-rrna-processing protein tsr2 protein. Gene Ontology annotation, biological process: maturation of SSU-rRNA from tricistronic rRNA transcript (SSU-rRNA, 5.8S rRNA, LSU-rRNA). The transcript has 2 exons. Gene Ontology annotation, cellular component: nucleus. Lineage: Eukaryota; Fungi; Ascomycota; Sordariomycetes; Togniniales; Togniniaceae. The record is from RefSeq and is a predicted model, not a curated record. The coding region runs from base 1 to 609 and encodes 202 amino acids.